CACUCCUGGAAGCCCAAGUCUGGCACUGACGUAAUCCUGUCUGCUCGGAAGCCCCUCCCGCAGACUAUCGCAGCCGACUUGGACUUGACUGAGGUAAUCCAGUCGCAGUAACCCAACGGCCAGACAGACAGAAUAUAGCACAAGCUGCCUGCAGAGAAACAACGCCGUACUCGAGUACCGAGGGCCAACUGCGGCCCGGGGUUGGGUAGAAAAGUCAAACUAAACACACGAUAUUCCUCGGACCUUCGGUGUGUCUGGUGAAGAACCAACCUCGACGGCGACUUCUAUCCAUGUUUCAGUGAGAGCGUUUUACUGAAACGUUACUUUACGUUAACUAUUUCAGUUGUUUAACGUUACUUCCUAACGCCAGUUUCUCAGAUUUAAAUGUUUAACUCUAUGGGUCUGAUCAACGAUACAACGGGCAUCCACACGAAUGUGUCUUGUUCCUGUAACUGCAAGCACUCGACUUCUUUCCAGAGUACGGAGAUCAUGUGUGGUUCUGUAUUUGUAGGCCAGCUGGAGUUUGUGCAGAUUCUGGUGAUCGUGGUGGUGAUGAUGGUGAUGGUGGUCGUGAUCACCUGUCUGCUCAACCACUACAGACUGUCUGCCUACUCUCUGCUCACCAGACACGGGACUGCACGCAGACAACACCUACCCUUCACCUCAGAUACUAGUCUGUGGCCGUCUGAUGGAGUGGGGCCCUCUAGUGGUGUGAGUGAGCAGGUGAGUAGCUCUCGGCCCCCAGAUCAGGUGGGCUCCCGCGGCGGUGGCGGAGGCGUCGGUGGUGUGGGUCGUUUCCAGCCCACCUGGCCGUACCUGCAGCACUCCAUCAUCGAGCUGCCCCCCACCAUCUCGCUGUCGGACGGCGAAGAGCCCCCCCCUUACCAGGGCCCCUGCACCCUCCAGCUCCGCGACCCCGAGCAGCAGCUGGAGCUCAACCGGGAGUCCGUGCGUGCCCCCCCGAACCGCACCAUCUACGACGGGCCCCUCAUCAACCCCCCCUGCCCCUCCACCUACAGCAGCAGCAGCGGCGGCGUCUCCAUGGGGGGGUACCCCAACCAGCCGCGGCAGGAGGGCGCCCCCCCCACGUACAGCGAGGCGAUAGGACACUAUUACCACCACUCCCCCCCCAGGCACCUGAGGGGGGGCAACGGGGGCGGGGGCGAGGGCCUGAGAGGCGUCCCGAACCCCACACCCCUCAUCCAGGCGGUGGAGAACAGGAAUGCACGCAACAAGGAAAAGCAGAAAGUGCAGCAUGUUUGAGGGAGGGGGGGUUGGGUUUGGUUGGGGGGUGGGUGGGUGAAUCUGCUCACCUCAGACCCCCUCCGCCAUUACACCUGUGAGAUGAACGGGAGAGGGGUCGGACGCUAGUGUGGAAGCCGUUGCACAAAAGAAGAACGGAGAAAUGUAAAAGAAGACUGUGCUUGUUCAUCUCGCUCGCUUCCACUGCCCACGGAAGCCCCCAGCUUAUGUCACCUGUCCUUUCAGUGAUCACUGCUUCGUAUCAUUACCACGGGUUCACCACUUUAAAACACAAACAAGGUGAAUCUCCUAAAGUCAUUUUUCUUUUUUACUUUUGCAUUGUCCAGAUCCACAGAGGCUAAAUGAUAUUCCAUAAUCCAUGCUUUUCUUUUUUUUUUAGCUUAAAUCAUUCUUAUACGGGAGUUAAAGCACCUUUCUGUUUAAAAAGCGUUCUUUUCGAGUCAUGUUGCUCCUCCCCCUUUCUGACUGCCAGUCUCCAUAGAAACCAAGACCCUGUCUGCUGACUGGCCGGACAGGGCGCCUAGAGGAGGAGCUCGCUUUUGUAGACCGCUUUGAGUUAUCCACUUGGCUUCCAGAGAAACGUUUGCACAAACUUGUGAGCAAGACUGUUCUUUAGUAGUUUGACAACAUGCGAGAAACAAAUGUCUAUAACUUGUAGAAGACGAGAGGAUUGCCUGCUAAGAUUUUUGUAAGAUUUUUUUUUUUUAUUUAAUUUUUUUAAAGAACACAUUCUAAAGAGGAAGUGCUUUUUUUCACCUGUUCUAGAAGUAAUCUGUUUGGGUACCAACUGAAGCGUGUUGAACGAUGUGCUCUUUGUCCCUUCAGUCUGGAUGUCAGCAUGUGAAUAUGGAUGCCAUUGUAUCUGGUUGCUCCCCGUGUAAAACCUUGUGCCUCAUGCAAUCCAGGGUUCGGCGGGGAUGAGAAGGAGAGAGAGAGAGAGAGAGAGAGAAAGAGAGAGAGAGAGAGAGAGAGAGGCAGUCUGUUUAAAAGGCUAUAGUUUUGUAAUAUUUCAAGACAAAUAUUAGAUGAUGUAGUACUCUAAUUAACAGAAAUAGAUCUUUCAGGUGUGCUGUAGUUGAAGCACCAUGUCUUUAGAUGAGCCAGGAGGCGAUUCUGAAGGAGAACUAUGUGUGUUUCAGGACGGUGGGACGACGACUAUGAACGCAUGGUUGAGAGAUCCCACCCAUCGCUUUGCAUCACAGCUCACUUUUAGCUUGAGACUUUGCUUAGGGUGAAGUGAUAGUGGCUGAAAGAUCUUAAACACGUCACUCAUAUGUAGCGGGUACAUCAACAACUGAUUUUAUGGGGGAUAAUUAAUAAUUGAUUAAGAGCCAGGUACAAGGUUUUCCAUUGCCAGUGAGGACAUAUACAUGUAUAUGAAAACUGAAAACAAAACUUAAAAGGCACAAAGUUAUUUAUGUAAAAACAAAGUCUAAAAAUUGCACUAUUUAAAUAUAACAGAAUGGGAAGCAGAGGCUUGUGUACAAAUGGAAAAAAAAAUCUCUUGUGUCACUUGUUUGUAAUUUCGAGGGCCUGUAUGUCAGUCAGUGUGUGUGUGUGUGUGUGUGUGUGUGUGUGUGUGUGUGUGUGUGUGUGUGUGUGUGUGUGUGCCAUGAGAGAACCUUAAAGCCUGGAUCUACAUGUGAAGCCCCCGGUACAACCCUAAACCCGGCUUUUAAAGGGAGCUUAUGUCAGCCCUGGACCCAACCCAGCAGAACACAUCAGUCUGUCGCUGAGCUGUCGCUGUCUACUCGUCUCCCACAGGACAGAGUCACGGAGCACUUCUAAAAAGACCUGCUUCACAUCCAGCCCAGAGGACGCCUCCAUCUUAAGGGACGCUGGCCGGAACGGAGCUCUGUCUGGAGCGGGUUCUGGCCCAGAUGAGACAUAGAUCCGUUCUAGACUCGCAACUUAUUUAUCCUUGACUUGCCCUGUUUCUAAUACAGAGAGAGACGGUCAGACAGUCAGACAGCCUGCUGUUGCUGCAGACAGUCAUUGGCCAGAUCUGACGUCUGUCCCUCUCCGCAGACUGUACGGUUCUAGUGAGAGCUGAUCUGCUGCUGGUCCAGGUGUGGGUGUACAUGGUUUUGAGGGGGCCUCAGCACUUUAAAGAUGAGAGGGGGAGACACAAUCCCCAGACAGCACUGGUCUACCAGCCUUUAUGCAAUAGCUCCCCCUAGAGGCCUGGAGCCACAGGGACCUCCAGUGUGCUAGCAUCCCAAUGCAGGAACAGAGAGAGAGAGAGAGAGAGAGAGAAAGAGAGGAGACCAGGACAAAUCAUACCUGUGCUCUCCUCGAGCGUCUCCUCAGCUUGGGAGGAUUGCGUGUCCAUGUUCGUUUCCAUGCAUCUCCUGAGGCUGAUGGAGCGGGAGUGACGCGCGCCCUAAGCGAUCACUCUUGCGUAUAGGCCCUGGCUGCCAGUUUCAGACUGUCGUACUGCCUUUGGACAUUAUCACAAGAAAGGACAGGUUAUGAACACUCAUGCCUGAGAAGAAUGGCAUAUACAGGCCUCAGGCAGAUUACUAACCAACAGAUGCCUGUGCAGUGACCACUGGUAUAGUCCUGUCCUGGGCAGUGAGGUGACCACCGGUAUAGUCCUGUCAUGUGCAGUGACCACUGGUAUAGUCCUGUCCUGUGCAGUGACCACCGGUAUAGUCCUGUCCUGUGCAGUGACCACCGGUAUAGUCCUGUCCUGUGCAGUGACCACCGUAUAGUCCUGUCCUGUGCAGUGACCACCGGUAUAGUCCUGUCCUGUGCAGUGACCACCGGUAUAGUCCUGUCUUGUCCUGUGCAGUGACCACUGUAUAGUCCUGUCCUGUGCAGUGUGAUGCAGCAGAUAGCCAAGGUGAUGCAUGUGAACAUGAGACAUUUUAAUCAUGUAGUAGAUGACCCAAAUGAGCAGCCUAAAGCCAGACCCUGACUCAGUGUGUGUGUGUGUGUGUGUGUGUGUGUGUGAUCAGCCCUACUCCAUAGCGAGGGGAGAUUACAGAUACACGUGUGUGUGUGUGUGUGUGUGUGUGUGUGUGGCUGGCUGGUACACGUUUGGCUUUGGCUAGCUCCCCCCCAGUGCUGUCUGAGCCCACGUCUAUGGAAGAGACAAGAAUCGGGAGGUGCGUGUGAAUGAAUGGAAUUAGUGGAGGGAAUUGAUCACGUGUAUUGAUCACGUGUAGCUUUGGCCACAAAGGCAGAUGCUGCUUCACUUCUCCUUCCGGCAUGGCAGAAUCAGAUCUCUUAUAUCAGCCAUAGAUGGGAGGAGAAGGCAAUCGGAGCAGUGCUGUCUACUGGUGGGGCAAAGCUGUAACCACGCAAACACACAUGCAGUAUACAUGCAGUAUACAUACACACGUACACACAUACACACUCACAUAUAGACACACACACGCAUGUACACAAAUAAAUACACACACACACACAAAAACCUGAGAAAAAUGUGGUCAGUGUGUGCUUGUGUUGGUUCAACUCCCUCACAGUUUCUGUGGAUUUCUUAGAGCUCUUGCUGAAGAAGCCCUCUCUCGAAAUAUGAUGUGUGUGUGUGUGUGAGUGCAUGUGGACGCUGAUGAUGACGAUGAUGAUGAUGAUGAUGAUGAUGAUUUUAAAGAGGUUUUGUGGAGAAUGUUGCAAUACACCUAUUAUUUGCCUUUUAAUAAUGUAGUUAUGUUCAUUCAGAGAGAAUUGUAACUUUUGUUAUCGUGUUUUGUUAUUAUUGUUUAGUUUUGUAGAAAAGAAAUGUCAUUUGGUCCAGAUUCACUCAACACAAAUGCAGAAGUUUGCUGAAGAAGCUCGUUCUUCCUUCAGUUUUGGACUCCCCUCUGUGUGUUUAGUCAUGGAGACAUAGUCACACACACACACACACACAAAUACAAACAUAUCUGCACUUAGGUCAACCUGACUGGCUACAUUUCUGAAAACCUUUGCUUCUUCUAAAUGUGUGCCUUUUUGAGGAGUAUGUAAGCUAAAAGUCGUCUGAAACGUUUAGGGCAUUUUGCUCUUUGCGCUGUUGCCUUUUCUCACUUGAAACCCUACUUUUUAAUAUUAUGCCAAAAAAAUAAUUUCUAAAUAAAACAUACAGUAACUGAAAAUAGCUAACCAUUUAACUCUCAACUGGGUUUUGAGAUCAGACUAGUAACCUAAAAGUGGAGCAGGGCUCGUAAAAUGGCCGAGCACUAAUCUGCAGCACACGUGGAUCACACCGUAGAGGAGAGGGAGAGCAGGAUCCUCAGAAGGCCUCGGAGACAGAUCUGGUGCCUCUCACGGUCUCCCUGCCCUCCUGACUGUCUCUGAGGCCUGGGCUCUCUGAGGCGUCCUGUGGGAGAGAUGCUUUUCCAGAGAGGGUUGUCUCUCCCCUCCACAGGCCUGCCUACCAGCCCUGUGGACUUGAACCCGUCUCCUCCUCUACGCUUGGCCUGUGUCUAGCCUGUUGGCCUCCUCAUGUUCAAGUCAUGGGGAGGGGAAAAAAGGGCUUAAUGCUGGUGGUAUUGGUUGAGGCAGUAUGUAACCCACUACAACAGUAACUGUCUGUUUGCCGUAACCUACGCUAAAAGACCUACGGGUGCUUUUAGUCCUCUGACUUUCAUUGUUUUUUGUUUGUUUUGUUUAUUUCAUCUCUCUUCUGUCACAUGGUUGAUGCCAAUCUGUUGCCAUGGUGACUAAAAUCUAUUAUUGGCUGGCGACUCUUAACUACUCACUUGAAAACAAUCCUGUUCAUGUUGUAUUUAUAUUGGAUCUUUUAAAUGUGUUGUUGCGUUUGUAUAUCUGUUUUAAGGAGAAGAACAGACUGUAGUUAUUAAACAUUUUAAUUAGCCCCGAUUAAAACAAUAAAAUAUUUUAUAAAAUA
Messenger RNA from Clupea harengus (Atlantic herring), 6097 nucleotides. It is a transcript of the gene pmepa1, whose product is annotated as prostate transmembrane protein, androgen induced 1. Gene Ontology annotation, molecular function: R-SMAD binding. The record is from RefSeq and is a predicted model, not a curated record. Gene Ontology annotation, cellular component: early endosome membrane; Golgi membrane. Lineage: Eukaryota; Metazoa; Chordata; Actinopteri; Clupeiformes; Clupeidae. Gene Ontology annotation, biological process: negative regulation of transforming growth factor beta receptor signaling pathway.